GCACCGCUGCAGCCAUGGCCGAGACGUGAAAUCUCGCACCAAUCUGAUCUCCACCUCACAGUCUCUCUCUCUCUUUCGCUUUUCCACUGCAAGUCCCUCACCGUCAAUCCAAUGUCCCAACUCACAGAUUCUCCCGAUAUUCUCUCCUCCGUCGCCAUUGGCUAAUCCUUUAUUUUUUCUCUUAAAUUUUCAACUCCUCAAGUCUCCGCCUCUCUGCAGACUUCAACCCCCACCACUGCUUCCUCUUCUUCAAUCUUCAACGUCGCCAUUUAGGGUUUUCCCAUGGCAAUUUCGUAAUUUCAUUCUCAAUGGCGGCCACUUCUAGCGGUUUAUCCGCUCACUUCCAUUUCAAGCUCACUCGCCUCCACAUUUCUCCGUUGCAUACUACUGUCUAUGGAUUGCAGCUCAGAAAGAAGAAGAAGAGGAGGACCGUCGGCGUCAGUCCAAUCACUUGCUGCAGCUCCGACUCUGUUGUUCCAAUUAGGAGCAUCGAGAAAAAUGAAGACAAGUCCUCUCAUAGAGUCCGUGUCCAAGCCACUCCAGCAUUGCCUUUUGCUUCUCCUCAGUCUCGAUUUGUUUCAAAACAAGAAAAGUUUUCUCCUCGUUGUACCCCAAGAAGUUCUGGUCCACAGUCCAGAGACACCCCACCAAAAAGAGACACUGGUAUUGCUAAUGAAAAGGACUGGGGCAUCAGCUUGUUGAAUGAAAAUGUUAAUGAAUCUGGCACUAAUGAAGAUGGUGGUACUUGGUACCGGGAAAGUGGAGAAGACAUGGGUGAAAAUGGGUACAGAUGUAGAUGGACAAGAAUGGGCGGACGAUCACAUGAUGAUACCUCAGAAUGGAAAGAAACGUGGUGGGAGAAAAGUGACUGGACUGGAUACAAAGAGCUAGGUGUGGAGAAAUCUGGAAGGAAUGCUGAGGGGGAUUCAUGGUGGGAGACCUGGCAAGAGGUGCUCCAUCAAGAUGAAUGGAGUAAUCUAGCAAGGAUAGAGAGGAGUGCACAGAAACAAGCGAAAUCAGGGACUGAAAAUGCUGGAUGGUAUGAGAAAUGGUGGGAGAAAUAUGAUGCUAAAGGCUGGACUGAGAAGGGGGCACAUAAGUAUGGAAGACUAAAUGAGCAGUCAUGGUGGGAGAAGUGGGGAGAGCAUUACGAUGGAAGAGGAUCUGUUCUCAAAUGGACAGAUAAAUGGGCUGAGACUGAGUUAGGAACCAAAUGGGGUGACAAGUGGGAAGAGAAGUUCUUUGCUGGUAUAGGUUCUCGUCAGGGUGAGACAUGGCAUGUUUCUCCAAGUGGUGAACGUUGGUCAAGGACAUGGGGAGAGGAACAUUUUGGAAAUGGCAAAGUCCACAAAUAUGGAAAGAGCACAACAGGUGAAAGCUGGGAUAUUGUUGUGGACGAGGAAACCUAUUAUGAGGCUGAACCUCAUUACGGAUGGGCUGAUGUUGUGGGUGAUUCAACCCAGUUGCUAUCAAUUAAACCUACGGAGAGACCACCAGGAGUCUACCCAAAUCUUGAUUUUGGGUCAUCUCCUCCAUCUUCAACCUAUGAUGAUUCCUCAGACUUGCCUCCCUCUCCACAAUGAAGAGCUGAUUUUCACUCUCUAUAUUUUGCUUUAGGUGAUUUCAUAUCUGAUCUAAAUCCAAUCCCAUUUUAAGUUGUCUUGUAACAGAAUGUUGUGAAUUACUUUUUCAUUUGUUCAUUCUUUGGAUGGUAAAUGCAAUCAUUUCAGGCUGUGGUAAAUAUCGGACAUCACCUCAGAUUCUUAUUUAAUUUCUAGCUGCUCAUGUAGAUUGGAGUUUGUGGUA
Messenger RNA from Hevea brasiliensis (rubber tree), 1806 nucleotides. RefSeq names its product protein EARLY STARVATION 1, chloroplastic. Gene Ontology annotation, molecular function: starch binding. Lineage: Eukaryota; Viridiplantae; Streptophyta; Magnoliopsida; Malpighiales; Euphorbiaceae. The coding region runs from base 309 to 1583 and encodes 424 amino acids. Gene Ontology annotation, biological process: regulation of starch metabolic process; starch metabolic process. The record is from RefSeq and is a predicted model, not a curated record. The transcript has 11 exons. Gene Ontology annotation, cellular component: chloroplast stroma; starch grain.